Molecule: messenger RNA, 2950 nt
Organism: Sinocyclocheilus grahami
Lineage: Eukaryota; Metazoa; Chordata; Actinopteri; Cypriniformes; Cyprinidae
Product: PH and SEC7 domain-containing protein 2-like
Exons: 14
Coding region: 212-2932 (906 amino acids)
Biological process (GO): regulation of ARF protein signal transduction
Molecular function (GO): protein binding; guanyl-nucleotide exchange factor activity; phospholipid binding
Source: RefSeq, a predicted model, not a curated record
UUGCAGAGCACAUCCGGCCUGUGUGUGUUUAAAAGAGUGCAGAAGGCUUCACCGAAAGACACAGCUGAGGCAUUUGGAGCUUGUUGGUCGACGUGGGAGUGUUUCUGCACAUCAGUCUCAAAAUGGAUGCCCUGCUCAUGACGGAGGACCAAGCCUGAACAUGAGCUCUUCUUCCUAAACUCUUCAUGAUGACUGUCUGAAUGCGAAGACUAUGGAGGAUAUUGUAGACUAUCAGGACUCUGAGCCUUAUCUGGAGGCCAUGCAGUACAUAGAGAGGAUGAAGCAGGAGAAGGAAAGAAGCCUUGAGAGCGAGAGCAUCCCGAUGGAUCAUGGGGUGUCUCUGUACCCCGUCACCGUUCCUUGCUCUCCUCUCUCUCACGCUACUGUGCAAUGGGACGCCCCAGAGCCUCCCGGAUCGUCUGAGGCCGAGCUGGACUCCAUCGCUGGCCCGAGGUUCGACUGGACGAUGGAUCUCCUGUCCGCAGACCAGGACACCGCUGUUGAUUUCUCACCUGAAGCUGAGUCACAAGCGGACGUCACACUUGAGUCUUCCCAGACAUGUGAUGCUCAGAAGUCAGAUAUGCGAACACAGCUGGUGCUUUCACAUGAAGAGCCCCCCAAAUCAUUUGCAGAUGUCAACGACUCCAGAGCAGAUGCGACUGAAGAGCUUUUUGAAGCUUAUGAUGGUGUUCAGAUCUUUAUGGACACACGAGACUCAGCGAUUCGACCGGGUCCGGAGGGCUCACAGUCGCAGGAAGAGAAGGAACCCAACAUGUUUGACUUUCCCAAAACCACUUUUGCCCAUGAGGAAAUCACAGAUUCCGGCAGUGAAGAGCAAACUAGAGAGUGGACUGAGAACGAGGCAAACGGAGGAUCAUCAGAUGCAAGAGCCGAUAUUCAGGAUCAGAUUCAAGGACCUGAUGAAUGUUUGGAAAAAGAAGAGUCAAGUUCCCCAGAGAACCAGUUUGAUCGGUCACAGGACGCCAUCAUUACUGGCGCGACACAACCAACGGAGCCCCUGCCGGACCUCACGGACGAUUCGGUGCAGCUCCAGGAACUUAUACUGACACAAGAGCCAGAAAACAUAAGCACAUCUGUUACAGUGGUGAACCAGAAUAAUGGCACUUUACAACAUGCAGAAGAGAUUCAUGGCGUAGACCUCUUGGAGGAAUUCAACGCACAAGACCAAGAACGUGUAGAAAAACCUGUAAGCUCCGAGCAAAAGUCUGACCCUGAAAAUGAAUGUCCAGAGCCAGUAGAGCAGAGCGAGCGGUUCAGACGUCCAGAUGAGAACAGAUCCUCAGAGCAGAUCCAGAGUUCAGAUGAGGAGAAACCCUGCGAUCAGACGCCACCAUCGGAGCGUCCAGACGCAUCCAGAGACACGAAGCAGCCGACAGUGCUGGCAGAGCAUGUACGAGAUGAGACAUCAGAGCCGGUUAUAGACACAGAACCCGCUGGUCCCUGCAUCAACGGUAGCGCUGAGCUCGUAAACAGGGCCGAGGCUCAGCGGUUAGCUGAGAAGCUCUAUAGACUGGACGGUUUUCAGCAUACAGAUGUGGUCAGACAUCUGGACAAAGACAACGAGUUCAGUCGUGCCGUUGGGGAAGAGUACCUCAAAUUCUUUGACUUCACCAACCAAAGUCUGGAGCAAUCGCUCCGGUCAUUUCUGAAGGAUGUGGUUUUGAUUGGUGAGACUCAGGAGCGCGAGAGAGUCCUGCAGCACUUCUCCGCUCGUUUCCAGCAGUGUAAUCCUGACGUCUUCUCCUCCACCGGAUCCGUGCUCACGCUCACAUGUGCCAUGAUGCUACUUAACUCUGACCUGCAUGGACAAAAUGUCGGAAAGCCCAUGUCCUCGGCUGAAUUUGUGUCAAAUCUGGACGGCAUGAAUGGAGGCGAGAACUUCAGCAAGGACUAUCUGAAGAGUCUCUACAUCUCCAUCAAGAGCAAUCCGCUGCAGUGGGCCGUAGAGGAGGGGGUUCUGGCUAAAUCCAUGAUGCCAGAGCAGUAUUUGGACCAGGAUGGAUUUCUGCGCUCAAAGAGUAACCCGUUCCAGGAUCUUCCUCACGACACCAAGGCCACCGUGUUCCAGAAAGGCUUUUUAAAACGCAAAGCGCAUGCAGACAUUGAUGGCAAACGUACUCCAUGGGGGAAACGAAGCUGGAAGACGUUUUAUGCCAUGCUGAAGGGAAUGGUGCUUUACCUGCAGAAGGAUGAUUACGUGAAGGACUGCCAGAGCUCAGAGGAGGUGGUCAGCGUUCAUCACGCUCUGGCGGAGCGAGCUCUGAAUUACACCAAACGGCCGCACGUGUUUCGCCUGCAGACGGCCGACUGGAGAGUCUUCCUCUUUGAGGCUGCUUCGACGGAGCAGAUGAACUCCUGGAUCGGCCGGAUUAACCUGGUGUCUGCGCUGUACUCCUCUCCUCCGUUCCCCGCUGCUGUCGGCUCUCAGAAGAAGUUCUGUCGGCCGAUCCUGCCCGCCACACAGUCCAGCCUCAUGCUGGAGAAACAGCUGCAGUCGCACGCCGCCAUGCUGCACAGCUUCCAGCAGGACCUGACGUCUCUCCAGCAGGAGGCGCCGGAGAGCAGGAGCAGCAAAGCCCGGGAGCUGGAGGAGCUCCGGCAGAGAGAGGAGUACUUACAGUACGAGAAAUCUCGUUACGAAGUCUAUCUGAAGGUUCUGGAGGCCUGGCAAGUGCUGGAGAAGUCUGGUUCAUCGGUCGCUGACAGACUGAGCACACUCGAUGAGGGAUUGUGGAGCGGAUCGAUGGAUGACCAGCAGGACGAGGCUGACGCCGGGAUCAAGCGAUCUCACUCCAGUCCGUCUCUGGAGAUAGAAACACCUCUUCAGCCUGUCAUCAAAGUUAGACGCAACAUCUCCGAGAGACGGACCUACCGAAAGAUCGUGAUUCCCCACCGGAACAAAGAGCUUUGAACAAUCAGACUCUUACAC